Seminavis robusta is the source of this 3965-nucleotide messenger RNA. The record is from the annotation of a GenBank genome assembly. Lineage: Eukaryota; Bacillariophyta; Bacillariophyceae; Naviculales; Naviculaceae.
GCUCAAUGACAAAGAUACAAAGAUCCGACAACGCCACCAAUCACACCAAAGAGAGGGCUCCUGUUGUUGGUGUUAUCACUGCUACAUGUACUUCGAACGAUUAUUUAAAAUAGCCUACCACCACCAUUUAUCACCCUUCUCCUCGCUCUGUAUCGCAUCUUCGUAACAAAAUGGCUACUGCAUACCCUCCCAAUCAAGGAGGUGUCCCUCCCGAAGGGCCUGCGGCAAUGCCCGACUCUUACUUUACCGAGUCUCGCAAGGGAGAAGUCAACGAGCUCAAGACCUUGCUUCGCAACUUCUCCACGGAACGUGACCCCAAACGAAAGAGAGACAUUAUCAAGAAAGUAAUUGCUUACAUGACGCUCGGAAUUGAUGUCUCUCGCCUCUUCUCGGAAAUGAUGCUGGCCAUUGAGACACGAGAUUUGGUCAUUAAAAAGAUGGUCUACCUCUACUUGGUCAACUAUGCUCGCUCGCAUCCAGAGCUCGCGACAAUGUGCACCAACACGCUCCAGAAGGAUUGUGGAAACGAGGAUCCCAUGGUCAGAGGAUUGGCUCUUCGAGCAUUGUGUGGCCUUCAAUUGCCAGGAAUGGUCGAAUACAUCAGCGAGCCUCUUCGAAGAUCUCUUACGGAUGGUCACGCCUACGUUCGAAAAACUGGCGUCAUGGGAAUGCUCAAGCUAUACAGGCUGAAUCGAGAGGCAUUUCAAGAAAGCAGCUUUGUCGAUAUCCUCUACGACAUGCUUCGCGAUCCUGAUGCUAGCGUAGUCAGCAACUGUAUCAUUGUGCUCAAUGAAGUCAUGGCGGAUUCUCCAAACGGGGGAAUGGCCAUCAAUAGAGCCAUCAUGUUGCAUCUCUUGAAUCGAAUCCACGAAUUCUCGGAAUUUUCUGUGGUGCAGAUCUUGGAUCUUGUCCCCAAGUAUAUUCCUGCCAACAAUGACGAAGCCUACCAAAUUAUGAACCUCCUGGAUCCUGUCUUGGGACGGUACAGCCCAGGCGCUGUCAUUGCCACCAUCCGGGCUUUCUGGAGUAUGGCAGAAGCCGUUGGAGGCCCCGAUGAAGAAGCGAUGAAAAGGCAGAUUGUUUCGAGAUGUAAGGCUCCUCUGGUCACCCUUAUCUCGUCGUGUUCUAGUGAACUAGGAUAUUCCCUAUUGAAACAUGCCGAAUCCUUGAUUGAUGCGGUCCCCGGAGUUUUUGAUGACGAAUACCGACAAUUCUUUCUAAAGUACAACGAACCGACCCACAUCAAGUAUCUCAAGAUCUCCAUCUUGCCCAAGUUGGCCAAUCCGGAAAAUGCCCCAGACAUUGUGGCCGAGCUUGCAGAGUGCGUAAAUGAUAUGAACAUCAAAAUUUCCAGAUAUUCUGUGCGCAGUCUCAUGCAAAUCGCUUGCCGAGACACGGGUGGUCCUGGUUGUGCAGAGAGUAUUGCUCGCCGACUCGUCGAAAUGCUCGAUCUAAAUGUGUCCCACAUCUGCAGUGAGGCUGCCACGUCUCUAGCAAGCGUGAUCCGAAAGCAUCCAGGGUUGAAAUCUGUUAUUGCGCCCCCAUUGUCUCGCAGUCUCAAGUAUGUCGAGGAAUCUUCCGGAAAAGGCAGCAUCGUCUACUUGUUGGGAGAAUGCAGUGAGGUCACAAUGGCGCCGUACGCGCUGGAAAAACUCAUUGAUACGUACGACAAGAUCGAUGACGCGACAAUCAAAAUUGCGCUGUUGAGCAGCACCAUGAAACUCUUCUGUCAGCGGCCAGCAGAGGUCCAGGCUAUGCUUGGGCGCUUGUUAGCCAAAGCGACUGACGAUGUGUCUUCGCAGGAUUUGCAUGACCGAGCUCUGCUGUACUAUCGCAUGUUAGAGUCUGGUGUCGAUCUUCCAGUGCUGGCAAGCGUUGUGGACACCAAAACAGCUCUUGGCCAAGGAGUUAACUUUGCGGAGGAGGACGACUUCGAAUUGCGCGCCGAGCUCAUGAAAGAGUUUAACACGCUGUCCAUUGUUUUCGGAAGGGAAUCCAAGAACUUUAUCGCGGAGGAAUUCCAAGUGAAGUUUGCGAAACAGCCCAAGGAACACCCACUUGAACCAGGCAGCGAGGGUGCAGCUCCUUCUGCGAUCCCAGGAGGCGGUCUUGACGUCCUUGGUAAAACGAGCGCUCCAGCCCCCGCACCUGCUGUUGCAGCUGCAGCCGGCAGUUUCGACUUGCUGGGGAUGGGAGACCCAGGUGGUGCCGCCCCCGCCCCAGCUGCGCCUUCUGGGGGACCGCCAUUCAAUGCUGCUGUCAGCAUGACGGGUGAUGAAUACCAGAAUACAUGGGGAGCCAUCAAUGAUUCACAAUCUGUGGUGUCAAUGGUUCCUCUCAAGAAGAUUCCGGGAUCGACACAGGAGGUGGAGACGGCAUUGGCAAGACACGGCAUCAAGACCAUGGCCAGCGGCGAGUUGCCAACAGAAUUCAAAUUCUUCUUGUAUGCACAAGACUCGCCAACAGGACUUUUGAUGCUGAUUCAGGGCAAUCUUGACAAACAAUCAGGGGAAGCCUUGCUUGUCCUAACUGUAAAGGUGAAUGGUGGUGACGGCGGUGCUUCGGAUCAGCAGAAGGUCGACACGUUGACUGCUGUGAUGUCGUCUGCAUUGUGAUGAUUUGUUAUGCAUGAAAGGUUUUCCUUGGUGAGUAUCAAUGAGCGGAGGAGAUUGGGAAAUUACAACACUAGAGUGGCAUACGGCAACCGAGUACCAGUACCGGUAGAAGCGCUAUGUAGUUGGGAGCAAUCGCCAGAAUGAAACUACUAGUAGCCUACUGGGCGUAACCGAGUAGAAGCACAAACAUAGUUGCUAGUAUCAACAGCUACCUAGCUAUAGUCGAUACCGGUAGCAGGUUAAGGCAGAGAGAAGUGAAUACUUGCAAUGACCGCUAUUCUUGCUGCUCAGUUCAUUGAUUGAUGUAUUAAUAGUACUGGUCAGGCAUGUAGCUACUAGAGGAUAUCCCGCCUACAAGCCGGUGACAGUGCAGCACGCACCCGGGUACUCUUUGUCAUCGUGUGUAUGUCGAGCCACUUGGAUGGCAGCGCAGCACCCACAACAGCACAUGAUGCAUCUGUCCUCGAAACUGCCUGGUAGCAGUGAGCAAUUGUUGGGUAUUUCGUAGCGCUGCCGCACGUGACGCCGAAGAUUGCCACCAAUCCAGACCGUGGUCACAAUGUAGAAUGUUAUCACAAUCAACCCCCCCAACACUGGAAUGUAGCCCAGGACCAGUGCACCAAUGAAUGCCAUAAUGAUUCUGUUGAAUGUCAUUGACCUCUCCAUUUGGGGAUCCCUGAACCGCCGUUCAUUUCUGCGUUCACCAAAGUUUUCCGAUUGCUUUUCAAUUUCUCGCCCGUUCCAUUUCAAACCAAGCCUAGUCAGAAGUUGUGCCAACAACACAGGGACACAAAAGCAUCCUGUCCAAAAUGUAGAUUGUGUAAUCACAUCGCAACAAGAACACAAUGACACUCGAAAUUGGCCAUGUGGAGCCUCUUCUUCUUCGUCCUGCCCCAUGAAAUAUCCAUGUUGAUUGUUUUUGUAAUCCAAAUGAAGGAGUUGCUGCUCCUCAAGAAGCUCUUGAGGGUAGGGAACUUCAAAUUCUUCUCCUUCGGAAACGCCUCCUGUUGGGACGGUGACACUGAUGGGCCGUCCCUCAAGUAAAAUGUCAAAACUAAAGCCUUCUUCCAGCGUUGCUGGAGCAACCACUCGUAUGAUCAUUUCUUCGUCCAUUGUGAUUCAGCACUACUUGAUUGAUUCGAUGAUAGCGAAUGAAUAGCUUGCACAACAGCACAGCAAGAGAGUGUCUGAAGGACCUGACUUUGGAGAAAGAUGAGAUGAAGGACAAAAAAUGUAGUCGUUGGACUCCCUAAUACUUUGACAUGAUUUCACAGCACUCAAAGCUUUAACAAGCUUGGUAUCGUCAAUCGUCAGCGUUCUCCCACCAGGAAGUUUCAACGGCUUUUAUAA